This is a messenger RNA of Durio zibethinus, 1385 nucleotides long. RefSeq names its product auxin-responsive protein SAUR71-like. The record is from RefSeq and is a predicted model, not a curated record. NCBI's taxonomy places the organism in Eukaryota, Viridiplantae, Streptophyta, Magnoliopsida, Malvales, Malvaceae. Gene Ontology annotation, biological process: response to auxin.
AAAAAGUAGCAAAACAAAAUUAAUAAAAAAGGCAAAAGAAUAGUUCGAUUUGCGCUGGCUGUUCUGUAAAAACAAAAUAAAAUUUUUUUAAAAAAAAGAAGGUAAUAAAAAAAUGUGAGGAAUUGUACCUGCCAAGUACUCCGACCUGUACCCUUGCCUCGCUGCUAUCAUCACCUUGCUUUGUAAUUUCCUCUUUCCUCUCUUUAUAUAAAUAUAUGUACACAUUCCCCUCAUUUUCCCAACCUUCCUAAUCCCAGCUAUCUUCCCCCUUUUCCCCUCCUUUUACUUCUCUUCAACGAACAAAUCAAAUAAAAAACAAGACAUUCCAAGAUUUCUUUUCUUUUCGUAAAGCACCAAAUGAAGCAACUCAUCCGCCGUUUCUCCCGUGUCGCCGACACCUCCUCCCAGUACAGCCUCCUCCGCUCCGACACCUCCACGCGCCAUCGUACCGCCAGGCGUCGAACUGAAUCUUUCCGCGCCGCGAUCUCCUCGUUGAAAAAGCCGGCAUCCCGGUCGGUCCCAGAUGGUCACGUGCCGGUUUACGUUGGUGAAGAGAUGGAGCGGUUUGUGGUGAACGCGGAGUUGCUGAACCACCCCGUUUUCGUUGGUUUGCUUAAUAGGUCGGCUCAGGAGUAUGGCUAUGAGCAAAAAGGGGUGCUUCAUAUUCCGUGCCACGUGCUGGUUUUUGAACGGGUUAUGGAAGCUUUGAGACUAGGGGUUGGGUCACGUGACGUCCAGGAUCUGCUUCGUUCUUUCUCCGAUGACUGUUUUUUCGAUUUCUAGGAAGAGAAACAGGAACAAACGAGGUUUUUUGUUCUUUUUGUUUUUUUUUUGGGUGUAAAUAUAGAAUAUUAAAGGAAAAGUGAAGAAAUUUAGGGUUUUUUGUGUGUAGUCCUCAAGUGUAAAGAGGACUUAACAGAAAUGGAAGAAAUGUUUAUUUUUUGCCCUAUAUAUUUUAUAAUUUUUUUUUCUGUUUGGUAGCUUAGAAAAUCAUGUUGAAAGAAAAGUGAGACAAAGGAAAGUUUGAGGUUUCGGCAGCAAUCAUUUAUGUGCAAAGCUGUUGUAAAAUGCUGUAAUUUUUCUGUUUGUUCUGAAAGGGAAAAAUUGAAAAUAAAGUCUUUUGUUUUAUUUUCUUUGGAUAUCAAGAAAAUCCAAUGACUCUAAAAGCUGAACGAGGUUCUUAGUUCAUGUGUCAAAAGUAGAUGAAUUUUUGGAAUUUUGAAACUCGAAUUUCUGUUUCUGAUUCUCAGCGGAAGAGUGACUGUGUUGGGGUAGAUUUGUAAUUUGGUGGAACAUUCGGUGGUUGUUUUUUUACUUCGAUGUAAUAGGUGGCGGUGGCAGGAGUAUUUCUGGGAGGAUAUAAAUUUGUGAUACAGACGUCACUA